ACAGCUGCUGACUUUGGACUCAGUUGAGAAGAGCAGUUUGGUCAACACACAAACGACAUCACAAUGUCCAUCUCUGCUUGCCUUCCCGAUUACCCGGUCAACUCCGAUUUCGUAAAGAGAUUAAAGGCAGCCCUGGACGCCAGGGAUGAAGUGAAAGUGAGGGAUUUGAUCUGCACUGAAGUUCGGCACGUAGACGCUGUGAUAGAAUUGGCCAACGACGACUGGAUGAAGGACCCCUCGGCCCAGCUGCCCUCCGGGGUGCUCCUAGGAGACCUGGACCGUCUUAAGCUCCUCAUGGACCAGUUCUUCCAGGAUGCCAACGUGGUGUUUGAGAUCAAGAAGGAUGAGAUGGAGUGGCAGGUGAAAUCCUUGGGCACGUUUGGACUGUCAGGCCUCUGGACCUUGGAGUACAAGCGCGAGCUCACCACGCCCCUGUGCAUCGCCGCGGCUCAGGGCCACACGGCCUGCGUGCGCCACCUGCUCGGCCGCGGCGCCGACCCCGACGCCAGCCCCGGUGGCCGCGGCGCCCUGCACGAGGCCUGCCUGGGUGGUCACACGGCCUGCGUCCGGCUGCUCCUGCAGCACCGCGCCGACCCGGACCUGCUCAGCGCCGAGGGCCUGGCGCCCCUGCACCUCUGCCGCACGGCCGCCUCUCUGGGGUGCGCGCAGGCGCUGCUGGAGCACGGCGCUUCGGUGCAGAGCGCGGGCGGCGCGGGCCUGGACACGCCCCUGCACGUGGCGGCGCAGCGCUGCCUGGACGAGCACGCGCGCCUCUACCUGGGCCGCGGGGCGCGUGUGGACGCGAGGAACGGCCGCGGCGAGACGGCCCUCAGCGCGGCGUGCGGCGCGGCGCGGCGGCCCGACGAGCACGCGCGCUGCCUGCGCCUGUGCGCGCUGCUGCUGCGGUGCGGCGCGGCGGCGGACGCGCGCGACGAGGACGAGCGCAGCCCGCUGCACAAGGCCUGCGGCCACGCGCGCCAUGGCCUGGCGCGCCUCCUGCUGCGGCACGGCGCCGACGCGGGCGCGCUCGACUACGGGGGCGCGUCGCCGCUGGCCCGCGUGCUGCACGCGGCGGCCUGCGCGCCCGAGGCCGCGCCGCAGCGCACGGUGCAGGCACUGCUCAACCACGGCUCCCCCACCGUGUGGCCCGACGCCUUCCCCAAGGUGCUGAAGAGCUGCGCACCAAACCCUGAGGUCAUCGAGGUUCUUUUCAACUCCUACCCUCAGCUCCGUGUGUCAGAGUCCUGGAAGGAGGUGAUCCCUGAAGAAGUGUUUCAGAUGCACCAGGCUUUCUACCAGUCCCUCUUUGCCUUGGCCCACACCCCACGCUGUCUGCAGCAUCUCUGCCGCUGUGCCAUUCGGAAGCUGUCUGGCAGAAAGUGCUUUUACCUCGUGCCCCUGUUGCCCUUGCCGAAGUCCCUGCAAAACUACCUCCUUCUGGAGCCAGAGGGGGUUUUGCACUGAAACCCGGAGAUUUGGACCAAGAUACUUG
Messenger RNA from Hippopotamus amphibius kiboko, 1492 nucleotides. RefSeq names its product ankyrin repeat and SOCS box containing 18 (gene ASB18). Lineage: Eukaryota; Metazoa; Chordata; Mammalia; Artiodactyla; Hippopotamidae. Bases 64 to 1464 code for a protein of 466 amino acids. Gene Ontology annotation, biological process: intracellular signal transduction. Gene Ontology annotation, molecular function: protein binding. The record is from RefSeq and is a predicted model, not a curated record. The transcript is spliced from 6 exons.